CAUUUCGUUACAAGCCUCGCGCCGCGCUGAAGCUGAGUAGAAAGGAAGCCACGUUGACACAGAACGUUGUGUUUUACGGUGGAGUUUUCGUUCCUCUGGCACCGGGUGGUAACGGUCUCCUCGUCUGCUCACUCAGGAGCCUCGACUGAAACAUCCAGAGGAAGCUGACAACUGUGAAUCGGUGCCAGAGGAGGUGUUUCAUCAGCCUUUGGACCUGAUCCAGGACUCUCCUCUAGGUCACGUCAUCAGCAGAGCCCGUCUCUUUGUGUUUUUUUUCAGGACAGAGAAGCCACAUCCUCUGACAGGAUGAGUGUCGGAUUCAUCGGAGCAGGCCAGCUGGCUCAUGCCCUGGUGAGGGGCUUCACAGCUGCAGGUGUGAUUGCUACACAAAGGAUUACAGCUAGCUGCCCAGAUACAGACCUGCCCACAGUGUCAGGGCUGAGGAAAAUGGGGGUGAACCUGACAACAAGCAACAAAGAGACCGUCAGCAAGAGCGAUGUGCUCUUCCUGGCUGUGAAGCCCCACAUCAUCCCCUUCGUUCUGGAUGAGAUUGGGCCCGACAUCGAGGACCGUCAUCUCAUUGUGUCCUGUGCUGCAGGCGUUACCAUCAGCUCCAUAGAGAAGAAACUGCUUCAGUACCGCACAAAUCCUAAAGUCAUGAGGUGUAUGACAAAUACUCCGGUGGUGGUGAGAGAGGGAGCCACAGUGUACGCCACUGGGACACAUGCAGAGGUGGAAGAUGGCAAGUUACUGGAGCAGCUGAUGGCCAGUGUAGGAUUCUGCACGGAGGUGGAGGAGGACCUCAUUGAUGCUGUCACCGGUCUGAGUGGCAGUGGACCAGCCUACGCGUUCACGGCCCUGGAUGCUCUCGCAGAUGGAGGAGUGAAGAUGGGUCUGCCCCGGAGACUGGCUGUCAGACUUGGAGCUCAAGCCCUAUUGGGAGCAGCUAAGAUGUUGUUGGACUCGGAGCAGCACCCUGGCCAGCUGAAGGACAAUGUGUGCUCACCAGGGGGCGCCACCAUCCAUGCCCUGCACGUCAUGGAGAGCGGCGGCUUCCGCAGCCUCCUGAUCAACGCGGUGGAGGCUUCAUGCAUCAGGACACGGGAGCUGCAGUACCUGGCAGACCAAGAGCGUAUAUCUCCAGCAGCCAUUAAGAAAACCACACUGGACCAGGUGCUCCAGCAGCCUGGAGUCACAGUCAGCGGCGUGGCUAAUGGGAACGGCCGGUCAGGGCUCAGCCUGUUCAACAAUCGCGGACCUGGGGUCAAGAAGAAGAACUGAGGACACAGAGCGGCAGACACACACACAUACACACACACACACACACACACACACACACACACACUCACACUCACACACACAAACAAACAAACAUGUUACAGGUUUAAGUGUGGAAAAACACAACAUAUUCUGUUCAGCCAUAUAAUUGAAAAACAACGACUCAGGACUUGUCUUGAAAUCACAUCCAAAUUUUUUGGCCAAAUCAUCUAUUCAUACUUGAAUGACAAGCGGACUGUGGACCUGAUGGUGUCAUCUGCACACACCCCAGGUGCAUUCUGGGUGCAUUUCUCACAGUUCUAGCCUUAUAUUGUGAUGCCGGGUAACUGUGUACAAGAAACACACUGAAUAGCAAAAGUGCAUUUACAAUUUAUUAUCUGGGCAGUUGGGUGGUAAUGACCCAUCAUGGGAUCUUGGUACACACCAGGCAGCAGAUGGCUGCUGGGAACCAUCAAGCUGUUAAUGUAUGUCUUUUAUGUCUUUCAUCUAAAAAAAAAAGAAAAAUGAUGAAGCAACAAUGUUAGUUCUCAUGUACCCUUUCUUUGUUAGUUGAAAUAGUUACAUUUGUUCAGCCAACAGUUUAUGCUGUUAAAGACUGAAUACUGGUUUAGUUAAGUUGUAAUAAAUUAAUUUUUUUUGUUCUUUUUCAUUGUCAUAUAAAACACUAAUGGUCCUCAUGGAUAAAAUAGCCUCCCUGUGUGUAAUAUUGGGGUUUUUAGUACAUUAAGAAUAUUGUGCCUUCAUCCCAUAGCUUAAAUGUCAUUCCAAGCUUGAAGACACAUCUGAUGUCAACAGUUUUCCACAGAUCCCCCGGUUCACUUUGUUAGUUUUUGUUAGGCUUAAUGUUAUUGUGGGUCUCGAACCCCACAUCGUGAACUGUUGUAUUGAAUUAUAAGAUGUUUGACACCAUGAGGGGACUUGAUUUCCGUCAUAAGGGAACGUGAUGUUAUGACCGCGAAAGUGCUACGAGAAAGUUUGAUUGAAUAAAACAGCUCACCGAAGAAUAUUUAAAUAUGGUUUUGGAAGCACAACAACAGCCACCAAUCCGUCCUAAUUGUGUAUUUUGUAUCAUUCUGUAUAUUUCUUAUCCCCACAAUGUUACGAUGUUAUGUAUGCUUUUGUUGGUCAUAUCCAUCACUGUAUUGGUUUGCCAGUCCAUAAGACAAUAUUAAAGAAGCAGUAUCAAAUA
Molecule: messenger RNA, 2467 nt
Organism: Scophthalmus maximus (turbot)
Lineage: Eukaryota; Metazoa; Chordata; Actinopteri; Pleuronectiformes; Scophthalmidae
Gene: pycr1b
Product: pyrroline-5-carboxylate reductase 1b
Exons: 10
Coding region: 307-1281 (324 amino acids)
Biological process (GO): L-proline biosynthetic process
Molecular function (GO): pyrroline-5-carboxylate reductase activity
Source: RefSeq, a predicted model, not a curated record